Molecule: messenger RNA, 1499 nt
Organism: Hemicordylus capensis (graceful crag lizard)
Lineage: Eukaryota; Metazoa; Chordata; Lepidosauria; Squamata; Cordylidae
Gene: BATF
Product: basic leucine zipper ATF-like transcription factor
Exons: 6
Coding region: 722-1102 (126 amino acids)
Biological process (GO): regulation of transcription by RNA polymerase II
Cellular component (GO): nucleus
Molecular function (GO): RNA polymerase II cis-regulatory region sequence-specific DNA binding; DNA-binding transcription factor activity, RNA polymerase II-specific
Source: RefSeq, a predicted model, not a curated record
UUCUACAUGCAAAGCCAAAGCUCUUCCACUGAGCUACAGUUCUUGUUAGCUACGUGGUUACAAUACUGAAGGGUGGUGGGGAUAGACUUGUCAUCAUGCCCCCAGAGGGCUUCAUGAGUUCUGGAAGAUUACUGGGCAUGGCUCAGGAUGCCUGUGUUAAUGUUUCUGUGGCUGGAAGCGAGACAGAGAUGGGUCUGGGCUUGUUCUGAACGGGGGAUGCCAUCAGAGCUUAUAAGAUGACACAUCCUGCCCCCAUCCAUCAAUAAUGGGAAUGGCUGAUUUGUGAGUUGAAGAAAGCUGAAGAAAGAACAAAAGAGACUUCAGGAGUGCACUGCUGCUCACCUCCAUCUGAUGCUCAGCUGAUUAAUAAAGAAACUAAAUCUCAUCAGUCAGAAGUGGGAGCACAAAACAAGUGUGGAAAUGGCACAAGCUUUUCUUCUUCAGAGUUUCCGCCCACGUGACUUUCAGUUGAGAGUCCCUUGCAGCUUCCGAGAAACCACAGCAGAUGAAGCCUAAAGUGAGGCAAAUGUCAGUGCAAGCUUCCACACUCUGAAAGCGGGAGAUUGGCAGCAUUGGCAGCGAUACCAGGGAGACGGCUGAGAAAGUGACCAAGAAGGCAGGACAGUGGAGGAGACUAAAAGCCAAGAAAAAAAAGGGGGGGGGACCAAGGCCCCAAAGGAAGAAGGAGGGGAGAGUCCACAGGCAGGGGGAGCUGUGAACCAUGCCCCACAGCUCUGACAGCAGCGACUCCAGCAGCUUCAGCCAUUCCUCAUCAUCCAGCAAACAGGAGUCUUCUGAUGACAUGAGGAAAGUUCAAAGAAGGGAAAAGAAUCGCAUUGCAGCUCAGAAGAGCCGGCAAAGACAGACGCAGAAAGCAGAUACCUUGCACUUGGAGAGUGAAGACUUAGAGAGGCAGAAUGCUGCUUUGCGCCGGGAGAUCAAACAGCUGACAGAGGAACUGAAGCACUUCUCCACAAUGCUGACUUCCCAUGAGACGCACUGUUCCAUUCUGAACACACAGCCACCAGCACCGUCCGAAGUGCUUUUCACCCCGCUCUCCUUCCACCAGUCCCACAUCAGUUCCCCAUGUUUCCAACACUGAGAUCAGCCAUUUGGGCUGGGGAAAAAACUUUCAGAUUCCAUAAAGAGGAAGGAAAGAUGUUGGGCCAUUCACACCUAUGGACAGUUAGGGCUAUUCCUAUGUUGGCAGACAAUGUCCUGACGAAGGAAGAAACAGGUUUGCGAUCUGGCCACUGUGAAGAAACUGAGACAUGCCAGAGCUACUUGCAGGGGGUUUGUGUUUUUGAAUAAGAUGUCAUGUAAAUUGUGUUAUAUGCAGUUCUGUUGUUUGCACUGAAAUGUUAUAUAUUUCUCUGUGAAGUAUAUUUCUCUGUUACGUUUACUGGCAACUCUGCAUACAGCUAGCAUGAGUGAGGAAUGAAGGAAGACAAAACUGUUUAUUUUUUUAAAUAAAGGUUUUUUACAUGGUUAAUAUUUUA